Triplophysa dalaica is the source of this 3972-nucleotide messenger RNA. It is a transcript of the gene trim23, whose product is annotated as tripartite motif containing 23. Gene Ontology annotation, biological process: vesicle-mediated transport; intracellular protein transport. Gene Ontology annotation, molecular function: GTP binding; GTPase activity; zinc ion binding. The coding region runs from base 17 to 1756 and encodes 579 amino acids. Lineage: Eukaryota; Metazoa; Chordata; Actinopteri; Cypriniformes; Nemacheilidae. The transcript has 11 exons. Gene Ontology annotation, cellular component: lysosomal membrane; cytoplasm; plasma membrane. The record is from RefSeq and is a predicted model, not a curated record.
AUGGUUCAGUCUGAGGAUGGCCGCCGCUGUGGGUGUAAAUAAACAGGCGGCCGCUGCAUCGAUGGAGACGUGCGUCAGACAUGGCCGCGGUACCACCGCUAAUGCGGUAAAGGUGUUGGAGUGCGGCGUCUGUGAAGAUGUGUUUUCACUGCAAGGUGAUAAAGUUCCGCGGCUGCUGCUGUGCGGACACACCGUGUGUCAUGACUGCUUGACCCGCCUGCCGCUUCAUGGCCGGGCGGUGCGCUGUCCGUUUGACAGACAGGUCACUGAGCUGGGGGACUCAGGAGUUUGGGGCCUGAAGAAGAACUUCGCUCUGCUUGAGUUGCUCGAACGGCUACAAAACGGGGCCACCAAUCAGUCGGGCAUGUCCGAGGACGUCCUGCGGGAUAUGGGAGAGUGCAUAAUCCGUUGUGAUGAAGAUGAGAAUCAUACGGCCUCCGUGUAUUGCACAGUGUGUGCCACGCACCUGUGUGCCGAGUGCUCUCAGCUCACCCACUCCACCCGUACGCUGGCCAAGCACCGCCGCGUGCCCUUGGCAGACAAGCCCCACGAGAAGAUGCUCUGCCCGCAGCACCAGGUGCACGCCAUCGAGUUUGUGUGUCUGGAGGACGGAUGCCUGCCUGGGCCGCUCAUGUGCUGCGUGUGUAAAGAGUAUGGAAAACAUCAAGGGCAUAAGCACACUGUUCUGGAGGCCGAAGCCACUCAGAUCAGAGCCUCCAUCCUGGACAUGGCACACUGCAUCCGGACAUUCACAGAGGAAGUGUCAGAGUACUCCAGGAAGCUGGUGGGCAUUGUGCAGCAGAUCGAAGGAGGAGAGCAGAUCGUGGAAGACAGCAUGGGCAUGGCCCACACCGAACAUGUUCCAGGAACAGCGGAGAGUGCGAGAUCGUGCGUUCGUGCUUACUUUGCCGAUCUGCAUGAGACGCUGUGCCGUCAAGAGGAAAUGGCCCUGAGUGUUGUGGACGCCCACGUUCGAGAGAGGUUAAUCUGGCUUCGACAACAGCAGGAGGACAUGACCAUCUUACUGUCGCAGGUGUCCACCGCCUGUCUGCACUGUGAGAAAACAUUACAACAGGAUGAUUGCAGGGUGGUUUUGUCGAAGCUGGAGAUCAACAGACUCAUAGAGACGUUGCAGAAACAGCAGCAGCAGUUUACAGAACUAGCCGAUCACAUUCAACUGGAUGCAGGCAUCCCUGUUACUUUCACAAAGGACAACCGGGUUCACAUCGGUCCAAAGAUGGAGAUCCGGGUGGUGACUCUGGGCUUAGAUGGAGCAGGCAAAACUACUAUUCUCUUUAAACUGAAGCAAGAUGAGUUCAUGCAGCCCAUACCGACCAUAGGUUUCAAUGUUGAAACCGUCGAGUACAAAAAUCUGAAGUUCACUAUUUGGGAUGUGGGCGGCAAGCAUAAACUCCGACCGCUGUGGAAACAUUACUAUCUUAACACACAAGCGGUGGUGUUUGUGAUUGACAGCUGUCACAGAGAUCGACUGAUGGAGUCUCACAGUGAGCUGGCCAAACUGCUGACAGAGAAAGAGCUCAGAGAUGCCCUGCUGCUCAUCUUCGCCAACAAACAGGACGUCCCCGGCGCCGUGUCCAUUGAGGAGAUGACUGAACUGCUGAGUUUACACAAACUGUGCUGCGGCCGCAGCUGGCACAUCCAGGGCUGCGACGCCCGCAGCGGCACGGGUCUGCACGAGGGGCUGGACUGGCUCUCGCGUCAGCUGGUGGCCGCUGGGGUUUUGGAUGUGGCCUGAGGGACGGUCACCAGACUUAAAUGACUUGUGUCCGAGCCUGUAUGUCUGUGCACAUGCUCACGUUAGCCUACAUUAUCAUGCCAUACCAUCAUUAUUGCCGUGUGCGCUUGUAGCUCAACAGUGUGUUCAGAAACACUGACAUUUCAAAGAAAUAUUCUGGGUAAAAUUCGAUAAAUCUGUCUCAUGCCGUCUAAUACCACCGAAAAUUAUUUUGACUAUGUUUAGUGUACUAAAUAACAAACCAUGAACGUUAUGCAUGUACAAUGGAAGUCUAUGGGGCUCCUGAUGUUAAGGUUGUCCAGUAGGUCGCCAUUGUAUGUGCCCGACUGUCAACUUGUUGGGUUAAAUUAAUUUCUGUAGUGAAGGAAGGUGUGUUUUGGGUAGAUCGACCUGGAAUAUUGUAUUAAUUCAUGUAAACUAAUUGUCAUCAAAAUGUAGAUGUUUACUAUUUGGUCCGUGCUAUUAUUAUUUCCAAGGUCAAUUUAUUUAUUGAGGUCAUUUGUUAGUUACUAAUAGGGCACAUUUUUUGGAGAUGUAUUGGACAUAAAUCGAAGCUUGUCGUCUAAACACUUAAGCAAAAUAGACUGAACCCCCCUGGGUCAUUUUUCUAGGGAUACAGUCGGUUCAACGAUUAGAUCUGUGAAAUGGGUGAACUGUGGUUAAUAAUGAAACUAGGCAUUUAUCACCAAGUUCAGCAGCGUGAAGUGCCUGUUGAUGCUUAGUAAAAAAGGUCAGUGGCAUCAUUCAAGAGUGACAUGCUUUCAAGUCAAAGGGUGUAUCUCAUGGCAACCAAUCAUCCCAAGAAAAAAUGUCUACAGAAUUAAACUCUGAACAUAAACCUGCUUAGGGCCGGUAUAAUUAACCUAAAACUGUCACAAAAUAAUUUUUGUGACAGUUAAGCACAUUUUAUUCCCCACUUUUCUAAAACUUCUAGUGAUCCUCGAUUAAAAAAAUGAAAAUUCUUUGACUGUUUAUUCACCCUCAGGUUAUUCCAAACCUCAAACACUUUCUUACUUGUGCACAAAAGAAGAUAUUUUGAAGGAUGUUGGUAACCAAAGAACAUCGGACCCCAAUGACUUCCAUUGAGAGAACACCGAGACACAAAAUAUUUGUGUUUUACAAAGAUCACGUACAAGUUUUAAAUGACAUAAGGGUGAAUAAAUAAUGAGAAUUUUCAUUUUUGGUUAAAUCAUCCCUUUAUUAUUAGGAAAUAUAUUUCACUGUCAUUUCCUUAUAAAGAAAAAAAUCCUGUUUUGUGUACGAAAGCAUUUCAUUGUUUUGUUAGUCUUUGUUUUACUAUUUAUGCUGUUUUUUUGAGUAACAAUAAAAGAAACGACUGUAUUACAAUGAUGAAUCAUUGUAAAGCAUCCAAAUCCGUCUCCAACGUUGUCUAGACACAUUACAGGAAUGGGAAUUUGGGAAGUUGUUCUUAACUGUCACCAAAAUCGGCAUACAGCAUAAAACGUCUUUUUGGGUUUGCUUUUGGGAUGACUUGAUCCAGAGGUGUUUUCAUAAGAUUUAACCUUGAUGUCCCAACUGUUUUUCAUAGCUUCAGUGAAUAGUUUCGAUUUCAAAACGAGCCUGUAAAUAUUUAUUUAAAUGUACCUAGUGGUCUCAAGACUAAUGCAUGGGUGUAGGUGUAUUUGGAGAGAUGGACAUGUUACUGUUUAUUUAUAUUUAUUUAAGACGAUUGUAGGUCUCAUUGAAAAGAUUCUUCCUCAUCUUCGAUGUGCAUAAACAUGAACCUUUUGCUCAUCUGUCCACUGCUUACUAAUAUUCGGGACACUAUAUCUCCUCACAGAACAACUUUCAUUGUUGAACAACUAUUUCUUGGCCUAUUAUAACAAAAGCAGUUACAUUGUGUACAUUGGCUGUGUGUAAACGCUUUAUCUGUAUUUGUUUUUAGAAACCUUUAAAAAAAAAAAUUGUUCGUCUUUCUGUUUUUUUUUCGUACGAGAGAACAUCUGAAACCAGUAAAGACCAUCAUUGUUUUCUUUCAGCACAGUUGGAUUAAAAGCUUGUUUCUCAUUGCUAUGUAAUGUUGACUAACUGUACUUAAGUGAAGCUUUUCCGCUCCCUAUCGAUGGAGAUCGUGAAUAAUCUUGUUCUUAAUGUGAGUUUUGGAAACCUUUAAAGAAGCACACCCACACAUUUGUUAUUGAUUGAUGAUGCCUUUUGUAUAACCAUUCAUAAUGUAACUAUUAAAAGUGAAACAG